Racocetra fulgida is the source of this 576-nucleotide messenger RNA. Lineage: Eukaryota; Fungi; Glomeromycota; Glomeromycetes; Diversisporales; Gigasporaceae. The record is from the annotation of a GenBank genome assembly.
AACUUAAUAGUUCUAUAGUCAACAAAAAUUGGUUCCAAAUUGCGGUUAAUGAAUAUCACCUGAAAGCAAUAUUUUACGAUGAUCUUGGAAAAUUGAAGUAUAUAGAUCGUGGUGCAUAUGGAAAUGUUUUUUGUACUUCUUGUAAAUCAAUACAAUGUGAAAAGAUUGCUGCAAAAGAAAUAUAUAUUCCAGAAAAUGCAGAUGAAAAACAAAUUAAAAUGUUUCUUAACGAGUUAAAAUUACAUAGUCAAGUUUCACAUCCACAAAUUAUCAAAUUUUAUGGAAUAAGUCAUGUUUACUACGUUUUGAUGGAAUACGCAGAAGGUGGAACUUUACCAAAAUAUUUGAAAACCGCUAAACUUUCUUGGAAAGGGAAAGUUGAAUUAGCAAUACAAAUAGUUGAAGGAAUAUCUUAUUUACACAGUGUAAAAAUCACUGAUUUUGGCUUAUCAAAAGACCUCAAUAGUAAAAUGUCAUCUAAAAAUAAUUUUUUUGGGAUACUUCCUUAUGUUGAUCCCCAAAAGUUUAUCGACAAUAGAUACGAUCUGAAUGAAAAGUCAGAUAUUUAUAGUAUUG